AUGUUGGAAGGGCUGGUAGCUUGGGUACUGAACAACUACCUCGGGAAGUAUGUAGAAAAUCUGAACACCGAUCAGCUGAGUGUUGCGCUGCUGUCCGGUAAGGUCGAGUUAGAAAAUCUUCCUCUUAAGAAGGAUGCACUUCGACACUUGGGCUUACCUGUGGAAGUCAAAGCUGGAUUUAUUGGAAAAGUGCAAUUGCAAGUACCAGUCAGACAAAUACGAUCAGCACCAUGGCUUAUUGCCAUUGAAAAGCUUUAUCUAGUUGCUGCACCUGUAAAUUUAGAUGAGUGGGACAGUACGGUCGAGGCAAAUAUCGCUCAUGAGCGCAAAAUCGCGAUACUGGACGCGCUGGAGGCGCAAUGGCGCGCUGAGCAUGAAGCUAACGAUGCGGGGUACUAUGCGGCGUCUUACUCUUCUUGGCUCAGUUAUGGCACUGGUUUGCUUGCAAACAUUGUGGAAAACCUACAGUUAAAGCUAAACGACGUGCACAUCCGCUACGAGGACGCCCUGACAUGCGCGCCGCACGCCUUCGCGUGCGGCUUCACGGUGGAGUCGCUGGCGGCGGAGUCAUGCGAUGCGGCCUGGCGCCGAGGGUUCACGCCGCUCGAGGAGUCCUGCUCCUUCAAGUUGCUGGAGCUCCACAACCUCGCCAUCUACUGGGACCCCAUGCCCGUGCCCGCGGGUAUGAUGGCUGACUGCACUAUCCCUGAGCUCACUGAGCGCAUGGGCGCGACAUGGGCAGGUGCGCACCGCUACGUGCUGGCGCCGUCCACGGCAAGCGCGCGCGUGCGCCGCGAGCGCUGCGAGCAGCCGCUGCGCGACCGCGCGCGCCCGCGCCACGCCUGCCACCUCACGCUCGACGCCGUGCGUCUGCGGCUCACCUCCAGACAGUACAGCGAAAUAGCGGGAUGCGCGCGCGGGCUGGAACAGAUCGCGCGCCUGCGCGAGGUGCGCGCGCUGCGCCCCGCCGUGCGCGUGAAGGGGCACGCGCGCGUCUGGUGGCUGUACGCGGUGCGCGCGCACCUGCCGCACCACACCUGGAUGGAGCCGAAGCCGAGCUGGGAGGAGAUGACGGUGCGCGCGCGCGAGGCGCGGCAGUAUGUGGCCACGUGCGCGGCGGCGCUGGCGCAGCCCGCGGCCACGCCGCCGCCGGAGCGCCAGGCCGCUCGCGACGACUACGAGUGGCGCACGCCGCUGCACCUGCUCAAGCCGCUGCGCGAGGUCCACUGUUUUACUCUCACUGUCACUUUAGAUCCAUGUCACUGGUUGAUA
Messenger RNA from Brenthis ino (lesser marbled fritillary), 1272 nucleotides. The record is from the annotation of a GenBank genome assembly. NCBI's taxonomy places the organism in Eukaryota, Metazoa, Arthropoda, Insecta, Lepidoptera, Nymphalidae.